Messenger RNA from Conger conger (European conger), 1653 nucleotides. Its product is annotated as 5-hydroxytryptamine receptor 1B-like. Gene Ontology annotation, molecular function: G protein-coupled serotonin receptor activity. Gene Ontology annotation, biological process: vasoconstriction; regulation of behavior; adenylate cyclase-activating adrenergic receptor signaling pathway. Gene Ontology annotation, cellular component: plasma membrane. NCBI's taxonomy places the organism in Eukaryota, Metazoa, Chordata, Actinopteri, Anguilliformes, Congridae. The transcript has a single exon. The record is from RefSeq and is a predicted model, not a curated record. Bases 1 to 1155 code for a protein of 384 amino acids.
AUGGAGCGCUCUAGUCAGUUCAAGCCGACGCCCGUGAUUUACGGAGGGCUGAUAAAUAUUUCAACCAACGACACCAACGCGAACUACACCUCGAAAGUGGAGGAAAAAGACGCCAGUCUUAUUUUCCAGGCAGGUUUGGCGGUAGCCCUGUCAGUUAUAACUUUUGCCACAACAUUAUCAAACGCUUUCGUCAUUGCUACAAUUUAUCAGUCCAGGAAGCUGCACACUCCGGCGAACUUUCUUAUAGCUUCACUGGCCGUCACCGACCUUUUAGUGUCCAUUUUGGUGAUGCCCAUAAGCGCAUUGUACACGGUAAGCCACACAUGGUCUUUGGGCCAAGUUAUAUGCGACAUUUGGUUGUCUUCGGAUAUCACGUGUUGCACAGCAUCAAUUCUUCAUUUGUGUGUGAUUGCCUUGGAUCGUUACUGGGCUAUAACGGAUGCAGUCGAAUAUUCAAAAAAGCGCACCUCAACGCGCGCGGCGGGCAUGGUUGCGACCGCUUGGGUGAUUGCUAUCUCCAUCUCCAUGCCGCCCUUGUUCUGGCGCCAGGUCAAAGCGGGGGAGUUGACCAGCUGUGAUGUAAAUACAGACCACAUUUUCUACACUAUCUACUCAACAUUUGGGGCUUUUUAUAUACCCACCCUGCUGCUUAUAGCUCUCUAUGGUCGGAUCUACGUUGAAGCCCGAAAACGGAUCUUAAAACAGUCGCCUAAAAAAACAGGGAAAAGACUUACUUCAGCUCAUUUGAUCACAAACUCGCCGGGAUCCGUGGCGUCUACAACGUCUCUGACCUACGGUACGCACGAUUCCUCCUCUUGCGACACAGGUUCCUCCAUCAGUGCAAAUCAGGUUAAAGUAACAGUGUCCGAUGCACUUCUGGAAAAGAAGCGAAUAUCCGCUGCCAGGGAGAGAAAGGCGACUAAAACUUUGGGAAUAAUAUUGGGCGCGUACAUAAUAUGCUGGUUGCCCUUCUUCAUUUACACGUUAUUGGUGUCUAUCUGUACAACCUGCACUUUCUAUCCAGAGUUGUUUGACAUCUUCACCUGGCUAGGUUACCUUAACUCUUUAAUAAAUCCCAUAAUUUAUACAAUGUCCAACGAUGAUUUCAAAAAGGCUUUUCACAAACUCCUACGCUUUAGGUGUUGUAGAUCUUGAGAUAUUGGUAAAGCGCUACGUGAAACAUAGGCUAUCGCUCCCAAAAUGUUCUCCUGUUCUAAUGGUUGACAAAAAAUCUUUAUCACGUGAUCCUGGUAAACACGGGCUACAUAUCGUUUCCAGUUAGACUGAAGUAGCCUACAUGACUACAAUUCGAGUUUACACCACUGUAGCAAAACAUCUUGUGGGCUAGCCUACGGCCAAAAGCACUGCUCAGAAAGCUUGCACAAAUUCAGAACUGCGUAUCCUUAAAUGACAAAACCGUGUUUUAAAACCGACACAACACAAUAUUGCUAUUAAGAUUGGCUUUGUGCAUAUACACAAGCUUAAAGCUGUCAAAGGUUUGGAAGAAGUAAUCUCUGACAAAAUAUUUGCUUCUAUGUAGCCUACACAAGCCUUUAUUUAUUUAUUUAUUUAUUUAUUUAUUUAUUUAUUUAUUAAUACUGUCACCGAGUUCGUCAUACAAAAUAAAUGCCCAGUUUCUGAAGAUCUGAUUGU